CUCCUACGACCUUAAAUGGGGAACAUUACUUCACAACUGGUAUUAUGAGGUGCUAGUCAUUCAUUAACCGUGAUAACAUAGAUGAGCGGAUGGUUAAUCUUACCCCUUAACGAUAAAAUCUCGGCCGACCGUUAGUGGCGCGUUUCACGCAUUGCGAUCUUAGAUCUAAACCGUUUAAUCAAUUGCCCUUCUUUAUUUCGUUUAACAAUAUCAUGCCUAUAGAACUUCCCGCUCUCACCGUCGCCGACGCAGCCGCGUGGUUGAGUUGGCUGUCUCGGAAUGGUGGCACGUCUAAAGGUGUUUGGCUGACAUUGGCCAAGAAAGGCGCGAUAAAGCCAACAUCGCUAGCCUACGCCCAGGCGCUCGAUGAGGCAUUAUGUUAUGGCUGGAUCGACGGGCAGGUCCGUGGAGGGCAAGGCGACACCGUGAAUGUAUGCUACACGCAACGAUUUACACCACGAACAGCACGGAGCUCCUGGUCUAAGCGCAAUGUUGAACAUAUAGCGCGACUCGAGCGCGAAGGUCGAAUGACGGAAGCUGGGCGACUCGCUGUAGAGGCUGCUAAGGCGGAUGGUCGUUGGGAGGCCGCGUACGCCGGACAGGCUACAGCGGACCUUCCACCUGAAUUCCUUGCCGCUGUAGCCGCUGUCCCCACUGCUCAAGCCACCUACGACACGCUGACACAGCAGAACCGGUUCGCUAUCUAUUACCGCCUGACUGCCCUAAAAACCCAGGCCGGACGCGAAAAAAGGAUUGCUGCCUUCGUCGACAUGUUGGCGCGUGGUGAGACACCAUAUCCGCAGAAACCGCGCACGCGAACUUCAAGUCCCAAAAUAUCGAAAACUGCUUCGGUUGCUAAAAGAGAUACCCGUACACCGAGAGCUCGAUUAAUUGUUGCGACGCGUAAAUCCGCGCGUCUAGCCCAACAAACAGACUGAUUCCUUUUAUACACUAUAACAACAAAAUAUUUAAAUUCGUACCGCCUGUUUAGGACCUAACUCACUGAUAUUGGCGCAGCUGAACCGCCGAUCGCCCUAUGGCUCCGCGUAUACCCCCUAUAAUAUAGAGGGUAGAGCUUCGAUCUUA
Hypoxylon trugodes is the source of this 1086-nucleotide messenger RNA. Its product is annotated as bacteriocin-protection, YdeI or OmpD-associated-domain-containing protein. Lineage: Eukaryota; Fungi; Ascomycota; Sordariomycetes; Xylariales; Hypoxylaceae. The transcript has a single exon. The record is from RefSeq and is a predicted model, not a curated record. The coding region runs from base 213 to 938 and encodes 241 amino acids.